Sorex fumeus (smoky shrew) is the source of this 617-nucleotide messenger RNA. Its product is annotated as enhancer of rudimentary homolog. Bases 1 to 483 code for a protein of 160 amino acids. The record is from RefSeq and is a predicted model, not a curated record. Lineage: Eukaryota; Metazoa; Chordata; Mammalia; Eulipotyphla; Soricidae. The transcript has 2 exons.
AUGAUAGGAAGAGCCGACAUCGAAGGAUCAAAAAGCGACGUCGCUAUGAACACUUGGCCGCCACAAGCCAGUUAUCCCUGUGAGGCUGUUGGCGGCGUUGCUUCUCAGCUCGUGUGCGGCGGAGGUAUCGGCCGGGGGUUGUUGCACCGAAAGUGUUUGGCGCCAUGUCUCACUCACAUCAUUUUACUAGUCCAGUCCAACAAGAGGCCAGAAGGCAGAACUUAUGCUGACUAUGAAUCUGUGAAUGAAUGCAUGGAAGGUGUUUGUAAAAUGUACGAAGAACAUCUGAAGAGAAUGAACCCCAACAGCCCAUCUAUCACAUAUGAUAUCAGUCAGUUGUUUGAUUUUACUGAUGAUCUGGCAGACCUCAGCUGCCUCGUUUACCGAGUUUAUACCCAGACAUACCAGCCUUACAACAAAGACUGGAUUAAAGAGAAGAUCUAUGUGCUGCUUCGUCGGCAGGCCCAACAGGCCGGGAAAUAAUUGAGCAGGAAGCAUUAGGGGGCUGGGGGUAGGCUUGGAAUACAGGUGUGUACAGCAAACUCUAGUGGAUGUUUUGUAUUCUAAUAAUCCAGUUUCCAUUUGGUACAAUCUAGCCAGGGUUGAAUGUAUUGAAU